Raphanus sativus (radish) is the source of this 1535-nucleotide messenger RNA. RefSeq lists its product as uncharacterized. The transcript has 6 exons. The record is from RefSeq and is a predicted model, not a curated record. NCBI's taxonomy places the organism in Eukaryota, Viridiplantae, Streptophyta, Magnoliopsida, Brassicales, Brassicaceae. Gene Ontology annotation, cellular component: cytoplasm. The coding region runs from base 304 to 1365 and encodes 353 amino acids.
GGAAAUGCAUAAAACUCUACAGAUCUGAUUCUGAACCUAUAGAGACAGAGAGAAGAGGAAGAGAUAGAGACAGAGAGAAGAGGAAGAGAGGAGUCACAGAGAGGAAGAGAGGAGAAACGUGAGAAGGAAGCUUUUUCUUUUCCACCGACGGCUUCUUCCUUCUCCUAAUUAAGAUUUUUCUUUUUUUUUAAAUCUUAAAUAUUCAUUUUUUUAGAAUAUAUAUCAAAUUGACGACGGUUAUUAGGGUUUAACAAAGCAAAAAGAGCGAGGAAGAACGGAGAGAGAGAGAGAAUAGGAAGAACCAUGCGACGGCAGCCUCCGCAGCCUCCUCCUCCGCCGCCGCCUGGUUACUAUUACUACGAUCCAUCCUACCACUAUCUACCGCAGCAGCUUGGUUACAUUGGUUACAACGAUCUUUUCGUCUCUCCAUGGCCUGGUGCUUAUCCUUCUUAUCCUCCUUCUAACUCCGCCGGUCAGUUUCCCUCUGAACCUCCGCCUCAUCCUUCAUGGCUACCACAGCAGCCUGGUGCUUAUCCUUCUAACGCCGCCGGUCAGUUUCCCUCUGAACCUCCGCCUCACCAGCCGCAGCCUCAUCCUCCACCUCCAGGCGUUAGUGGUCCAUUAUACUAUCAAUCGGGACAACAGCCUCCUCUUCCGCCUUACCAGCCAGAUCCGACGCCUCCUCCUCCGCCUUACCAGCCAGAUCCGACGCCUCCUCCUCCGCCUUACCAAUCAGAAGCUAAAACAGAACCUAAGGAUUGGGGAUCAGAUGGAUGCAGCUAUGGGGAUCAGAUGGAUGCAGCUAGAGACACAGACGCUGAUAUAAAGAUUAUCAUGAGUCAAAUUCUUUUUAAGGUUGCGGACCAAAUAAUCGAUGAAUUUACAGGCAAAAUCAUUGCUGAAGAUGGAGCUGAUUGCAAGGGUUUGGCAAAGAUUUUGGCCUCAUUAGGUAGCGCUGAUACUGAUGCUGGCUUGGGGUCGAUACAGCAGCCAAGCGACUAUAAUACUCUUCAACUUGGGGUGGACACAUACUCAGAUACAUUGGGAUCGAGUAGAAAUUUAUUGGGUGAUAUGACUGGAAAGGGAGAUUCUCACUCAAAGGAGAAGCACCAUCGUUCUUCUUUUUUCAGUGUGCCUGCUUGCUUCAGAAAUCCUUCUUCACCUGAUGAAUCUCGUGAAGAUUCAAGAAGAAGGUCCAAAAAAGGGUCAAAGCCGUCGAGAAAACGUGAUGAAUCGUCAAACAGAAGCUAUUAUUCAUCUCAUGAAUAUUCUGAAGAUUCAAGAAGCUCAAGGAAUCCAACAAGCUCCAAAAAAGAGUCAAAGCGUUCAAGAAGGUCCAUAUCCCCCCACCACAGGCGACAUUAGUUCGUGGCCAAAACACUGUAAUAGGGCGAUUUGUGAAUUGAAAAUGGGACAUGACAGACAAAUACUGUAAUACUGUAAUCGUUUCAACUUUUAGUUAAAUAUUGUUUGGACUGGUUUGGAAUGUUUAGUAUUGUAUAUAAAAAAUUUGAUCCGGUCAGUUAGGUUCAGAA